This is a messenger RNA of Elephantulus edwardii (Cape elephant shrew), 1819 nucleotides long. RefSeq names its product unc-93 homolog B1 (C. elegans) (gene UNC93B1). Gene Ontology annotation, cellular component: lysosome; endosome. Gene Ontology annotation, biological process: intracellular protein transport; toll-like receptor 3 signaling pathway; toll-like receptor 7 signaling pathway. The transcript has 11 exons. The coding region runs from base 2 to 1819 and encodes 605 amino acids. Gene Ontology annotation, molecular function: Toll-like receptor binding. The record is from RefSeq and is a predicted model, not a curated record. Lineage: Eukaryota; Metazoa; Chordata; Mammalia; Macroscelidea; Macroscelididae.
CAUGGAGGCGGAGCCGCCGCUCUACCCGGUGGCGGGUGCCACGGACCUGCAGGGCAACGAGGACCCGCUGGGGGUCCCCGAUGGACACGAGGCGCCGCUGGACGAGCUGGUGGGCGCGUACCCCAACUACAACGAGGAGGAGGAGGAGCGCCGCUAUUACCGCCGCAAGCGUCUGGGGGUGCUGAAGAAUGUGCUGGCGGCCAGCGCGGGCGGCAUGCUCACCUAUGGCGUCUACCUGGGUCUCCUGCAGAUGCAGCUGAUCCUGCAUUAUGAUGAGACCUACCGCGAGGUCAAGUAUGGCAACAUGGGGCUGCCGGACAUCGACAGUAAGAUGCUCAUGGGCAUUAACGUGACGCCGAUCGCCGCGCUGCUGUACACACCAGUGCUCAUCAGGUUUUUUGGCACCAAGUGGAUGAUGUUCCUGGCUGUGGGCAUCUACGCCCUCUUUGUCUCCACCAACUACUGGGAACGCUACUACACGCUCGUGCCCUCGGCUGUCAUCCUGGGCAUGGCCAUCGUGCCCCUGUGGGCCUCCAUGGGCAAUUACAUCACCAGGAUGGCCCAGAAGUACUACGAGUUCUCCCACUACAAAGAGCAGGAUGAACAGGGGCCUCGGCAGCGCCCCCCACGGGGCUCCCACGCGCCCUACCUUCUGGUUUUCCAAGUCAUCUUCUACGGCUUCUUCCACCUGAGUUUCGCCUGUGCCCAGCUGCCCAUGAUCUACUUCCUGAACUACUACCUGUAUGACCUGAAUCACACCCUGUACAACGUGCAUAGCUGUGGCACUAACACACACGGCAUCCUGAACGGCUUCAACAAAACGGUUCUGCGGACGCUGCCACGGAGCCGGAACCUCAUCGUGGUGGAGAGUGUGCUCAUGGCUAUGGCCUUCCUGGCCAUGCUGCUGGUGCUCAGCCUGUGUGGAGCUGCCUACCGGCCCACGGAGGAAAUCGACCUGCGCAGCGUGGGCUGGGGCAACAUCUUCCAGCUGCCCUUCAAGCACGUGCGGGACUUCCGCCUGCGCCACCUGGUGCCCUUCUUCAUCUACAGUGGCUUCGAAGUGCUCUUUGCCUGCACUGGUCUUGCCCUGGGCUACGGCGUGUGCUCCGUGGGGCUGGAACGCCUGGCGUACCUCCUCGUGGCUUACAGCUGUGGUGCCUCUGCUGCCUCUGUCCUGGGGCUGCUGGGGCUGUGGCUGCCCCGCUCCGUGCCCCUGGUGGCCGGGGCUGUGCUGCACGGUCUGCUCACCCUCAGCCUCUUCUUCUGGGCGCCUACACCUAAGAGCCUGCAACACAGCUGGAUCCUCUAUGUGGUGGCCGCACUCUGGGGUGUGGGCAGUGUCCUCAACAAGACUGGGCUCAGCACCCUCUUGGGAAUACUGUAUGAGGACAAGGAGAGGCAAGAUUUCAUCUUCACCAUCUACCACUGGUGGCAGGCUGUGGCCAUCUUCAUCGUAUACCUGGGCUCCAGUCUGCCCAUGAAGGCCAAGCUGCUGGUGCUGCUGGUGACAUUGGUGUUGGCCGUGACCUCUUACCUGUGGAUGGAGCUGAAGCUGCAGCGCGGGGUGGUCCCACGGCAGCCUCGCAUCCCGCGGCCUCAGCACAAAGUGCAUGGCUAUCGUUACCUGGAGGGUGAUAACUCGGAUGAGAGCGAGGCGGAGGGCGAGGGCAGCGGCGGCACCCAGGGGGACGGCGUGGAGGAAGAGGCACAGUCCUUGGGGCCCCGGCCUGGCUCUGAGCUCACAGGCCUCCACCGCCGGCCCUGCCCCUAUGAACAGGCGCAGGGGGGCGAUGGGCCUGAUGGGCCUGCAGGGUUGUGA